This is a messenger RNA of Dovyalis caffra, 1035 nucleotides long. The record is from the annotation of a GenBank genome assembly. Lineage: Eukaryota; Viridiplantae; Streptophyta; Magnoliopsida; Malpighiales; Salicaceae.
AUGAGCAGCCAUUUUCAAUCCUCCAAUCUAAAUUCAUUGCCUACACCUGACGUCCAAAUCCUCACUUCCAAUGGCCUCCGAAUCCCGGCUCACACUGGCAUUCUGGCCUCCGUUUCGCCUGUGAUGGAAAAUAUCAUAGACAGGCCUCAUAAACACCAUAGCUCCGAGAUAAUCAUUCCUAUCCCCGGCGUUCCAUGCGAGGCCGUUUCUGCUUUCAUUCAAUUCCUUUACUCCUCAAGGUGUAGUGAGGAGGAGUUGGAGAAGUAUGGGAUCCAUCUUCUGGCAUUGUCACACGUUUACUUGAUCCCCCAGUUGAAGCACAAAUGUUCGAAAGCAGUUGGUCAACGGUUGGCCAUUGAGAAUGUGGUAGACGUGCUUCAAUUGGCUAGGCUCUGUGAUUCACCGGAUCUUUAUCUCAAGUGUAUGAAGAUGAUGGCUAAUAGUUUUAAGGCUGUAGAAAAAACAGAAGGGUGGAAGUUCAUGCAGGAGAAUGACCCUUUUCUUGAGCUUGAGAUUCUCCAAUUCAUUGAAGAAGCUGAAUCAAGGAAGAAGAGAACAAAGAGGCAUAGAGAGGAGCAGAGAUUGUAUAUGGAGCUAAGUGAAGCAAUGGAUUGCUUAGAGCACAUAUGCACAGAAGGGUGCACAACUGUUGGUCCAUGUGACUUGGAACCUAGAGAAAAACGGGAUCCGUGUAACAAGUUCUCCAUAUGUGAAGGUCUUCAGCUUUUGAUCAAGCACUUUGCCGAGUGUAAGAAUCGGGUUAAUGGGAAAUGCUCAAGGUGUAAACGGAUGUGGCAGCUUUUAAGACUUCACUCAUCAAUCUGUGACCGAACUGAUUCUUGCAGGGUUCCACUUUGCAGGCAAUUCAAAUUGAAAAUGCAACUAGAGAAAAAAGGAGGUGACACGCUGUGGAGAUUAUUGGUGAAGAAGGUUGCGUCUGCCAGGGCCAUGUCUUCUCUAUCGCUCCCCAAGAGGAAAAGAGAAGAACAAAGGGAGACAAUACAUGAUCAUGGUAUUAGGAACUUUAGGCUAUAA